This is a messenger RNA of Clupea harengus (Atlantic herring), 1129 nucleotides long. It is a transcript of the gene ssr2, whose product is annotated as signal sequence receptor, beta. The record is from RefSeq and is a predicted model, not a curated record. NCBI's taxonomy places the organism in Eukaryota, Metazoa, Chordata, Actinopteri, Clupeiformes, Clupeidae. Gene Ontology annotation, cellular component: membrane; endoplasmic reticulum.
UGUACUACCUGGCAGGAAAAUAGCGAAUGAAAUUGUCCGAAGAAGAAAAAGAAGCUACGAAGAGCGCAUGCCCAGGAUAUUUCUUUCUGACGCGAAGGAAGAAGCAGAAGAUGAGGGCCUUGUGUGUGUUUGCUGUGGUUGCUUUGGUGGCUCUGGUGGCCGGUGAGGAGGGAGCUCGUCUGUUGGCCUCCAAGUCCCUGCUGAACCGUUAUGCUGUGGAGGGCCGAGACCUCACCCUUCAGUACAACAUCUACAACGUUGGGACCAGCGCUGCCUUGGAAGUUGAGCUGUCGGAUGACUCCUUCCCCCCUGAAGACUUCGGCAUUGUCUCUGGAAUGCUGAAUGUGAAAUGGGAUCGCAUUGCACCUGCCAGCAAUGUGUCUCACACCGUUGUGUUGCGUCCUCUUAAGGCCGGCUACUUCAACUUCACCUCCGCUACCGUCAGCUACCUGGCCCAGGAGGGAGGACAGGUUGUGGUUGGAUAUACCAGCGCCCCCGGUCAAGGUGGCAUCCUGGCCCAGAGAGAGUUUGACCGCCGUUUCUCCCCUCACUUCCUGGACUGGGCUGCGUUCGGAGUGAUGACUCUGCCCUCCAUCGGCAUCCCUCUGCUGCUGUGGUACUCCAGCAAGAGGAAGUACGACUCACCCAAGACCAAGAAGAACUAAAGCACACACUCAUAACUCAUAGAGGGAUGGGGUUGGGAUACUGCUAAGGGGGGUUUGGGGUGGGUGGGUUGGGGGGCUUUAAGGUUGACUUUAAGGGGUUGAGUGUUUUUUUUCCGUUUUUUUUUUUCAUCUAAUAAUUUAAUUACCCAUAUUGGGGGUAAACUGUUUCAAAGAUGAUGUAAUUGUUGUGGAUGCUGGAAGAAUGCCCCCCUCCCCCCCUUCUGGGGUUUGGAUUGUAAUACAUUUUGGAUCAAGGUGUGACCUAAAGCCACAUGCCUGAUGGCAUGCCCAGUCGCAGCAAACAUCACUGCUAUCACUCUGAAACACAAUCAUCUGUCUGAAACCCUCUUGAGCAGUGAGGACUGGGGUCAGAGGUACUGUGGACCACUCUCUUGGGUCAGUCUUACAGUGUUUUUUUUUUUGUUGGGAAAUAAACAAGUGGGUUUUCCUAUAAAAAAAAAAAA